This is a messenger RNA of Durusdinium trenchii, 3651 nucleotides long. The record is from the annotation of a GenBank genome assembly. NCBI's taxonomy places the organism in Eukaryota, Dinophyceae, Suessiales, Symbiodiniaceae.
AUGGAAGAACACAUCUUCGGUCUCCCUCCCCGGUCAGUUGGGGAUCGAAUAGAUGUGGUUGUCGAUGUCCUUGACUCGACGGCUAGUGGCUGUGGGAUUCGCUUGCUCCCUUUCGGUGUCGAGUGCUCUCUGCUUGGCUUGGGGCUUCCCUUGGGCCGUGUCUCGGUUUAUGGAUUGGAGGUCUUCGAAAUUGACCCUUGCUUGGUCCUGGUUCCUUCGGCCGAUUGUUGGUGGCGUAGUGCACCUGAUGCCAAAGAACCGUUGGCUCCUUUCCUGCUUGAGCUCUGCGCUGGCUUUGGCGGCAUGUCCAUUGGCGCCUCUUUCCUUGGCGCUGUCCCUGUGGUUUCGGUGGACUUUUCGCCGCUUUCGGUUCGUCAUUUGAAGGCCAACUCUCAUGGGCAGGUUUUGGCAUUGGACUUGAAUGACCCACAGGCCUCACGUAUCAUUCAUGUCCUGCCGCAAUGGGGGACUUGGAGCGAGCCGGACGAAACCGAGCUACAAUUGGACAUGGAUGAGCUUGCUCUUUACAUGGACCCAAGGGAACUGGCUGCAAUGCUUGGUGUACCCGAUUCUGUUAUCCUUCCAUUGGGACCUCGGGAAAGCAAUUGUCUUCUGGGCCUCAUUGCAUCUCCGAUUCAGAUGGUUUGGAUCUACGGCACCUUGGUUGAGAACUACCAGAUGGCCACUGGAUCCGAAGAGGUCCUCACGGCGCUUGCCACGCUGGAGAACUACAAACGUGAGCUGAUCCGGCAACUGCAUGAUGGAUUUCCGGCUUUCGAUACUCAGCCCAUGCACUUCCAACUUUGGUCCAACGGGGCUUGCCUUGAGAUUAUGUGCAACAGGGCUUCCACCGCGGGCUCAUUGCUCUCUGCGGAACGGAUUCAACUGGAUUGGGGUCACCAUGGUCAGAUUUCAGCCGAGGGCGGCCUCCCUAUCUCGGAUGAUUCACUCCUGCAAGCACAAGGGUCCUACCUUCUUGAGGGUCAUGGAAAGCAGCAAGCAAGAGAACGCCCCACCGGACUCUUGGCCAUUGGUAUCGCUCAUGAGCAAGAGCUGAUCAUUGAAUGUGUUGAGCCCGGCAGCUUUCUCUUCCAGGUACUCCGCAAGCAUAACUUGCAGCACAUCCUCUUUCUGCGUGACGACUUGGGCAGGGUCUAUGGGGCAGAUUUCCGGCUCUGGCGCUCCUUGAGGCUUCUCACAUUGCCUUGGCUAGUCAGCGGAUGGCAUACCUUGGUUGGCAGAGGACCACCUACUCAUGGUUCAGAUGGCACAAGACUUGGACUGGGGGAUCCCAUCAUUUGGACUACACUUCAGAGUGUCGUUCGGCAGCGUGGGCUCAUGGCUGCUGGUCCGGUCUGGGUGUUCUCUCCCAAGCAAGCUAAUACAUUGCUGCGCACUUCUCUUCCUCCUGUGCUUGAAGCGGGGGCUAUCCAGGGCUCUGCGCAGGUGCUUUGCAUCUUCCCUGCAGAUGAGCAUUGGGCGUUACUGCAUGGAAUCAUUCAGGAUGGCCGCAUUGCUUGGACUUAUUUCGAUGGACUUCGUGAUCGGCUCUUUGAAGCAGCAUCUCAGCUUUCUCAGCAGCUUUCUGCCUUGCUCGGCGUAUCGGUCACAAGCUUUACCUCGGCCUCACACUAUACUCAGCAGGCGGAGUACACAUGUGGCACCAUUGCCCUGCUUCAUGCUUGCCUUGCAUUGGGCUUUCCUGGUGGAUUCACCGAAGACAACAUCACACGGAUCCAUGAGCAUCUUCUUCUUCAUGAUCGGAAGGCUGACUUCAUUGGCUACGGGCCUCUUGGGCGGGCCGAUACCCUUUCUGAGCUAGCUAGCCUACUCAGCGAACAUGGAGUCCCUGCAGAACUUUCGCGGGAUAGAGCAACAUUGGUGCUUGAGAAACUUGGGACAUCUUUGGUUCAGUCCGCACUUCGAUCCAAGAUGCCAUGGGCAGCACUCAAGGCUGAAGCCAGCAAGCCUUCGUUUCGUCUACGACUGGUUACACCCUUGGAACUUUCUCAGCAUUUGCAAGAUAGGGAGAAGACCACGUUUGGAGCCUCAGCAUCCAGCAAAAAACAACGAGGUGCCAGGGAGAAGAAGCUGGCUUCCAAGCCUAUCAAAGUGGAUCCCCAGGCAUUGGAACUCUUCCCAGACACUUUUGUCGAUGAGGACGGGAAUCGAGUUGGUGCCAUUGACUUCCAAGAGGUGGCCGCUGAUCAAAGUGGGAUCGCCCUUUGCAACGCUGAGGGGGCGGCUCCCUUCUUCUCAUCCAGCAGUCCCAGCUCGGAUGCCCUGGCCUUAGCUCUCAUUGACCUGCCGGAGGAAGACAUCACCGCUGCUGCGAAGAUUCAGAAAUGCAUGAUUCCCGCCAAGUACAAAGCUACCGAGGAACCAGUUGUCUUUUUCGGAGGUCUUCUUCAACUUGGAGAUGUUGCUGUCAAAAGGAAGGCUUCUCAGAGCAUGCCACAGCCUGCAGUUGUGACCACCACGGUUCUCAAGAUCCAGGCAUAUCGUGAUCUACUGGGCACCUCAUGGGAGGCAGUUUCCAGGGCUCCCAUCCGUGAGCUCGCGGAUGCCACACCGGCAUUGCAACUCUGUAAGGACAGCAAGUGUACAGGGAAGACGACCGAUUGCCAGAAGGCUCAUCCAGCUGUCGAUGAACAGUAUGAUGGGGUAAUUCUUGACCUAUGGAGCCGCCUCUUCACCACCAUGGAGGGUAAGAAGACGGAAGCCAAGGAGGCUGAUUGCUUUUCUGUUUUGAUCCGGGUUCCUUCCUCUAUGGUGUCACAGAUUUUGCAGCAGCAGCCGGUAGGCUUCUUCUUUGAGCCCAGAUGUCAGACCACCAAGGGGCCGGACCCUCGGUACAAAGUGAUUUGGCUUCCUGGACUGGAUCAUCUAGCUGCCUCACAUCAAGCGAAGACCUGCUCCAAGACUGUUUGUCUCAUGCGCAUCAAGCAACGAUUCGGGGUCCGAGUUCUGGCCAAAGAUGAAGAAACCGCAUUCAAGGCCUUGCGGCCAGGGGUGCCCUUCAUGGAUGUUGAGGUCAAACAGAUCUACAACCUCAUGCCGCUCCCUCACGGCACUCAGAAGUCGGCAGUCAGCGCACUUCUGAAAGAAUGGAAUUGGUCAGCCAAACCCUUGCAACCUGGCAAGGGGAAUGCCGGCUACAUGGCAUGGACCAUCGGCGCUGCCACGCCUCCACCACGGGCUGUCAUGCCAGGGUUCAAGCUCGACGUCCUCAUCACUGACAGGUAUGACGACCUGGCCAAAGAGAUCCGACAGGACAUCCAGCAGGAUCUUGACUCCAAGCUGAAGCAGAUAGGCACAGCCAAUCCUGACACGGAUCAGCGCAUUCUCCAGCUUGAGAGCGGAUUGACAGAAAUCCAGGCACAAAACAAGCAAUUUUCUCAGUGGUUCCAUGACGUUCACCACACUUGCCACAGCACGCAAGCCUCCAUCAGCGAACUUCAACAACAGGCCGUGCACCAGAAGCAAGAAAUCCAGAGAUUGGGACAAGAAGUCCUAACUGGGCAGGCCAAAUUUCAGCAGCUGGUUCAGACAGCGGUGCAUGAGGUCAAGAGUGAUUUUGCUAAGGAGAUGAAUGGCCGCUUCGAUACGCUGGAGGCCAUGAUGGCCAAGAAGGCCAAACACGAAGCUUGA